ACCAUCGUCACCGUAAUAACAUAACGGCUUCUUAUCCUCUCCCUCGCUUCCCAUGGCCGCUGCUCUCAUCUCCGCCUUCUCCUUAUCUCCGCUAAACCCUAGCAAAACCCUAAGCACCUCUCUCCAAGAACUCCCCCUCCGCAGCCCUCGCCUCUUCUUUAAGCACAGAAACCUCCCAUCUUUAAUGCCUCUUCUCCUCUCCAAUGGCAACGGCUUCUUGAAGAGAGUCGAAUCGGUUUCAAGCAAUCAUCUCUCCACGGCUCCAAUUGGGACAAGAAACUAUGAGUUUUUAGAUAGUAUUUCGGAGGUGGAACUGAGGCUAGAUAUUGGAGCUUUAGAUAUUCAGAGUUCAAGUGAUAUUUUUGUGGAUGUAGACGAGACUUCAUUAUUAAUAAGAGUUAAAGCUUCUGGGUCUCUUAUAAAUCUAAUGGAAACUAAUCGUCUGUUUGACAAGAUAAAGCCUUCUGAAACUGUAUGGUACAUAGAUGAGGAUCAGCUGGUAGUCAAUCUGAAAAAGUAUGACACAGAAUUGAAAUGGCCUGAUAUCAAGGAAUCUUGGGACUCCCUUACGUCAGGAAUUCUGCAAUUACUGAAAGGAACUUCCAUCUAUAUCAUUGGAGAUUCCACAGAGAUAAAUCAGGAAGUUGCUAAAGAACUUGCUAUGGGUAUUGGAUAUACUCCACUUUAUACAAGUGAGUUGCUGGAGAGAUAUGCUAAAAAAUCCAUUGAUUCAUGGGUCGUUUCAGAAGGAGCAGAUUCUGUUGCUGAAGCGGAAGGUGCUGUAUUAGAUGGGCUUAGUAGUCAUGUCCGUGCUGUGGUUGCAACAUUGGGAGGGCUGCAUGGAGCUGCUAGGAGACCUGAUAAGUGGCGGCAUCUUUAUGCUGGAUUCACCGUAUGGUUGUCCAAAUCUGAAGCUCCAG
Molecule: messenger RNA, 920 nt
Organism: Elaeis guineensis (African oil palm)
Lineage: Eukaryota; Viridiplantae; Streptophyta; Magnoliopsida; Arecales; Arecaceae
Source: RefSeq, a predicted model, not a curated record